GGCAGAGGUGGCGAUGGCGGAUGCGUUUCCCAGCCGGCGGAUUUUCGUCUUUUUUACUCUUUCUCCCUGUCAUUUAUCUUUGCGUCGUAGCUUCGGUUCAAACGAGCAAGAGAUAUGAACGGGACUUCAAUUCCUCCCUGGGAGAACUGUAUGCUGUGCUUGACACAACUUGGAUUUGUUGACAGCUGAUCAUUGCUUCUUCCCCUCCUUUUGCCAUGGGAAGGUUCUACAUCUCUUGUCUAUUCCCGGCUUCGUGGCAUUUCAGCUUCUCUGCUUCCACCUGCCCACGUCCAUUCAACACCAUUUUCCGUCAGUUGACAGCUCUCGCGUUGAUUGUUGUCAUCUUAACUUUACUGUAUGUUCUGCUCGUUUUGGAUAAGAAUGGAUGGGGGCGGUUAUACCAGGACAAAGGAGAUAGGUACUUUACCAAAUUGUUGGACAUGGAAGCUACCGAUAUUAAGAACCCUUAUUUAAACUACGGCAUCGUGAUAGACUGUGGAAGCAGUGGCUCGAGACUCUUUGUGUACUGUUGGCCAAGGCACAAUGGCAAUCCACACGAUCUGCUGGAUAUCAAACAGAUGAGGGGCAGGAACAGGCAACCUGUCGUGAUGAAGAUCAAACCAGGAAUUUCAGAGCUGGCAGCCACACCGGAGAAAUCCAGUGAUUACCUGGCACCUCUUCUGAAUUUUGCAGCAGAUCACAUUCCUCACUCGAAGCACCAAGAGACUCCUCUUUAUAUCCUGUGUACGGCUGGGAUGAGAGUUUUACCUGAAAACCAGCAAAAUGCCAUCCUUGAAGAUCUCCGUACAGAUAUUCCACUGAACUUUGAUUUCCUCUUCGCAGACUCACACGCAGAAGUCAUUUCAGGCAAGCAAGAAGGAGUUUACGCUUGGAUUGGAAUCAACUUUGUCCUGGGACGAUUUGACCACAUCAGCAAUGGUGAGGACUCGGUUGUGGAAGUCAAGGUUCCUGGUACGGAGACUCAGGCAGCUGUUGUCCGGAAGAGGACAACUGGUGUCCUGGACAUGGGAGGGGUAUCUACUCAGAUAGCCUAUGAAGUUCCCAAAACUGUAAGCUUUGCCUCUUCACAGCAGGAAGAGUUGGCCAAGAACCUGCUGGCAGAGUUCAACCUGGGCUGUGAUGCCCAUCACACGGAGCACAUAUACCGUGUCUAUGUCACCACCUUCCUGGGCUUCGGUGGGAACGCUGCUAGAAAGCGCUAUGAGGAGCACAUUGUCCACAAGAUCACGCUGACCAACAGGUUACUGGGCCAGAAGACUGGCCUGACAGAAGAAAUCCCAUACCUGGAUCCCUGUUUGCCAGCUGACAGCAAGGAUGAAAUUCAUCAAGGCGGACGCACUCUGUAUUUGCGAGGACUGGGAGAUUUUGAUUGGUGUCGGCAAAUCAUUCGUCCGUUCUUAAACAAAACCAAUGAGACUUCAACAUCGCUCAGUGGGGUGUACCAGCCUCCGGUAGACUAUUUGAACAGUGAAUUUUACGGUUUCUCCGAAUUCUAUUACUGCACCGAAGAUGUCUUGCGCAUGGGUGGUGACUACGAAGUUGCUAAAUUCACUAAGGCUGCUAAGGAUUAUUGUGCAACCAAGUGGGCAGUUCUGAAGGAACGUUUUGAGCGUGGCUUGUACUCCAGGCAUGCUGACCUCCACAGACUCAAGUAUCAGUGUUUUAAGUCUGCCUGGAUGUAUGAGGUGCUGCACAGCGGAUUUUCCUUCCCCGUCAACUACACCAACUUGAAAACUGCCCAGCUGGUUUAUGACAAGGAGGUUCAGUGGACACUGGGGGCAAUUCUCUACAGGACACGGUAUUUACCCCUGAGGGACAUUCCACUGGACGACUUCAAAGGGAACCACGCACACUGGAGGGGCUCGUCCUUCGUCAACAACCACUAUGUAUUUUUUGGCUGUUUCCUGGUUGUCCUCCUGUCCAUCCUCCUCUACCUGCUGCGACUGAGGCGGAUCCACCGCAGGAUGCAACACCAUGGGCGGAAAGGGGAAGCCGGCCUCCCUCCGAUGCCAGACGUUGCCUGAAAGCUGGUGAUCCGGGCGGGGGGAAUGGGCCGGGCUCCCACUUGGAGCGGUGGGGCCAAGUGCAAUCUUCGAAAACCAAAACCAGGAAGGGCAGCAAGCAGACGGUGGGUGGUGGAAAAGCAAAGGGAUGCAGCUGACGUUUGUUCACAUCACGAACACCCAUCUGAGGUGUUCCUGUUUGGACACUGAUAGGCAGGCGCAUGUGGCAGAAGCAUAGGCAAAGCUGAUUCUCCAAGCUGCAGUGCAGUACUCGACUGCUGGUUGGAAAUUGCAUGACCCUGCUUGAGAAAAGCCAGGAAACUCCAUCUUUUCAUUUCAGAGAAACAAUCUCAAAAACCGAAGAGCUGCAGUCAUUCACAUGGGUGACAUGAAGAGCUUUCAGUCCGAAUUGUGUGGCAACUCUGAGAGAAAAGCUUGUUAAAUUUGAACUGGGUGUUGUCUGAAUGACUGCAGGGACCAAGAGGAAGAGGGUCAAUGGUGAGCCUCGUAGAAAUGCAUUGGGGUGCAAGAGCUGUUGGGCUGAUUUUGACAAUCAGAAACUCAAAAUUAUAUUUAUUUACAGCUGCAAUAAGUGGAGAUGUUAUGUUGAAAUCGGUGAUAUGAGUGACAAUAAAUGUAUUUAUAAAAUG
Chiloscyllium plagiosum (whitespotted bambooshark) is the source of this 2674-nucleotide messenger RNA. It is a transcript of the gene entpd4, whose product is annotated as ectonucleoside triphosphate diphosphohydrolase 4. Gene Ontology annotation, molecular function: UDP phosphatase activity; GDP phosphatase activity; ribonucleoside triphosphate phosphatase activity. Gene Ontology annotation, biological process: UDP catabolic process; CTP metabolic process. The record is from RefSeq and is a predicted model, not a curated record. Lineage: Eukaryota; Metazoa; Chordata; Chondrichthyes; Orectolobiformes; Hemiscylliidae. Gene Ontology annotation, cellular component: membrane; Golgi apparatus.